UAAAACGACGGAAGAAAGCGCCAAUCGUAUUCUUCUGUCCCUAAAUUUUCUUUCUUCAAUCGUCGAGCAAUUCCAAGAAGUUCACUUGAAACCGGUUCCAAAUCUCGAUCAAGCUGUUUGGAUCGCAUUUCUCCGUCACGAAACAUGCAGGAAUAGAUCCGGCAACGUUGCUAGGAAUCCCUCAAUCUUCUUCUAGGGCACGUUCUUCUGCUGUCGUAAUACGAAAUUCCGAUGGCUUCUUGGCUCAAAGUCGCUGAAGGUUUAUUCGAAGUUGUUGAUCGAAGAGCAAAGCUGGUUGCGAGUGAGUUGUCAGAUGAACAGUCCAUACUGCCAUCAGCUUCCAAUGGUAAAGAAAUUCAAGCCAAGAGGGAGAAAUCAAAGGAGAAGGGUCAGUUGACACUCUCCACUGCUGAACCUCCUAAUCCUACAACAAGCAAUCCUGAACAUGAACAAGAGCAGACUAGCAUACAAGCAUCUGCAUCAAGUGUGACAUCUGAUAAAGAUGAAGAUGCCCCAUCUGAAAAUGCUGUUGCCGUGUCCAGUAAUUUUACAGACCAGAAAAGUACAGAGCCACCAUCUGAUGUGAAUAAAGUUACUGCACUGUCAGGCACUACUUCAUUAGGGACCCCUCCAACUGACACUUGCAAAGAUGAUGCUGAUAUUAAAAUGGAAAUCUCAACUACUGAGAAUGAUGUAGAACCCGUCACUUCCUCUGUAAAUGGCGAUCUUACAAUUGAGAAUGCAAGAGACGAGCUUGAGAGGUCCUCUUCUUUACAAUUUACAGGCAUAGGAGUUGAAUAUGUUAAUGGACACCAUUCAGUUCCAGCUGAUGCUGCCACAGAAGUUAAGUUGGUGGGUGAGGAUGUUUCUCUGAAGCCUGACCAAGAAAGAUCUGAACUUGGAUUGUUGGAAAGACAUGGUAGUAUUACUGAUAUUCAAGAUAAAGAUGUAGAGGUCUUGCAAGAACCUAUAGCAAAUCUGAAGAAACAACAGGAACAUAAAACUGAUACUAAUCCAAUGAGAGUGCAAGACCAACUUGAUGAGGCUCAGGGUCUGCUCAGAAGUACAAUUUCCACUGGUCAGUCAAAAGAGGCCAGGUUAGCCAGGGUUUGUGCUGGACUUUCAUCUCGCCUUCAAGAAUACAAGUUGGAAAAUGCACAGCUGGAAGAACUCCUUGUUGCCGAGAGAGGACGGAGUAAUUCAUAUGAGGCUCAUAUAAAGCAGCUACAGCAAGAUAUGUCUGCAUCCAAGAUUGCAGUGACCAAAGUUGAAUCAGAUAUGGCUGAUGCUUUGGUAGCCAAAAAUUCAGAAAUUGAGGCUCUCAUAAGUUCAAUGGAUGCAGUGAAGAAACAGGCUGCUGUCUCCGAAGGAAAGCUUGCCUCGUUGCAGGCAAACAUGGAAUCUAUUGUGAGAAACCGGGAACUAACAGAGACACGGAUGAUGCAGGCUCUACGCGAAGAACUGGCUUCUGCAGAGCGCAGGGCAGAAGAAGAGCGUUCUGCACACAGCACAACCAAAAUGGCCGCCAUGGAAAGAGAAGUAGAACUAGAACAUAGAGCUAUUGAGGCAUCCACAGCUCUUGUUAGGCUCCAGAGAACAGUGGAGGAGAGGACAUCAAAAGCAUCUGAACUCGAGCAAAAAUUGGCACUGCUUGAGGUGGAAUGUACAUCUUUAAAUCAAGAGUUACAAGACAUGGAAGCCCGUGCUCGUCGUGAACAGAAGAGGUCUCCAGAUGAAGCAAAUCAAGCCCUUCAGAUGCAGGCAUGGAAGGAGGAAGUGGAGCGUGCCCGCCAAGGUCAAAGAGAUGCAGAGAGCAAGCUUUCUUCUUUGGAGGCUGAGAUGCAAAAGAUGAGAGUGGAAAUGGCUGGCAUGAAAAGGGAUGCAGAGCAUUAUUCACGGCAGGAACACAUGGAAUUGGAGAAACGAUACCGUGAGCUAACCGAUUUAUUGUACUAUAAGCAAACACAGCUAGAAGCCAUGGCUAGUGAAAAAUCUGCAGCAGAGUUCCAAUUGGAGAAAGAGGCAAAGCGUCUUCAAGAAGCACAGGUUGAAGCAGAAAGAAGUAGAGUUUCUCGUCGAACAUCAUCAUCUUGGGAAGAAGAAACUGAUCUAAAAGCACUCCAGCCUCUCCCCUUGCACCAACGUCAUAUGGUUGGGGCAAGCAUGCAGUUGCAAAGAGCAGCUAAGCUUUUAGACUCGGGUGCUGUCAGUGCUACUAGAUUUCUCUGGCGGUACCCAAUUGCUCGAGUUAUCCUACUCUUCUACCUGGUAUUUGUACAUCUCUUCUUGAUGUAUUUGUUGCAUCGGCUACAGGAGCAAGCAGACAACUUCGCCUCUAAAGAAGUCGCGGCGUCUAUGGGACUGGACAAAUCUAACUUGCCAUGAGAUGAUGGUCAUCAAUUCUGGGCCACAACGGAGCUGUUCUGGUGCCAUCCACAGGCAUCACCAAAAGUUUACAGGAAGGUUUCCCCUGCAUAGAAAUUCUUUCCCCUUGUAGAAUUCUUAACGGUUUUAUUUGUUGUUCUUAUGUGGUUGAUGUUGAUGUGCAAUUAAGGUUUUCAAAAAAUGUAUGUUUACCCAAAAGUAAAGAUAGGUAGCUCACUUUCUAGUCUGUAAAAUACAAACAUGGAUUUCAUGGGUUUGCUGUAUUGGCAAUGUUUUAAAACCUGUGCUGGACCGGGUCUUAGUGUGACUCUGGCUUGUUUUGAUAGCCGGUAUGGUCCGAUCUUCCCAGUCCUAUCUGGGUUUUAAAUCACUUUUUAUAGACAUUCUGAUAUGUUUGACUGAUGUAAUCAAUGAAAUAACACAAUUGUAUUGAAGCA
Molecule: messenger RNA, 2822 nt
Organism: Magnolia sinica
Lineage: Eukaryota; Viridiplantae; Streptophyta; Magnoliopsida; Magnoliales; Magnoliaceae
Product: golgin candidate 1-like
Exons: 21
Coding region: 232-2385 (717 amino acids)
Biological process (GO): retrograde transport, vesicle recycling within Golgi; Golgi organization
Cellular component (GO): Golgi cisterna; Golgi membrane
Source: RefSeq, a predicted model, not a curated record